AUGAAGCACUGGAUAGCGAUGUGGCAGCUAUUAGCCCUUAGUACUGUAGUAUUAUCAGCUCAGACGACUGAUGGAAGAUAUGAGAAUGUGAACGUGAGGCAGGAUUGGUGGGAAACUGCAGUGCUAUAUCAGAUAUAUCCAAGAUCCUUCAUGGAUAGCGAUGGAGAUGGUGUGGGAGACCUAAAUGGAAUAACAUCAAGACUAGAGUAUCUCAAGGAGUUAGGGGUCGACGCCGCAUUGCUGUCACCAAUUUUCAAAUCUCCAAUGCACGACUUUGGUUACGACGUAUCAGAUUAUUAUUCUAUCCAACCUGAGUAUGGAACCAUGGAGGAUUUCGAACAACUUCUCAAAAAAGCAGGAGAACUAAACAUGAAAGUUAUUCUAGACUUUGUACCGAACCACUCCAGUAAUGAGAGCGACUGGUUUAUUAAGUCGUCGAACAGAGACGAGUACUAUAACGACUGGUAUAUUUGGGAGAAUGGUCACUUGAAUGACCGCGGUCAGAGGAGCCCGCCGAAUAAUUGGAUCAGUUUAUUCAGAAAAAGCGCUUGGACAUACAUGCCGUCUCGUGAUCAAUACUACUUCCAUCAGUUCGGAAGCAGUCAGCCUGAUUUUAACUUUAGAAACCCUGUCGUUGUUGAAGAGAUGAAAAACAUAGUAAAAUUCUGGUUAGAAAAAGGAGUGGCUGGAAUGAGAGUGAAUUCUGUCAAUCUUUUCUUUGAAGUUGACAAGGAUGUAUAUGGUGGAAGGUAUCCCAAUGAACCAAUGACUGGUAAACCGAAUUUGGGUCCAGACGACUAUGGGUUCUUAGACCAUGUGUACACUAAGGAUCAAGAAGAGACUUAUGACAUGGUGUCUCAACUACGAGAUGUGUUCGAUGCUAUCGCUAUAAGGGAUAAUUUGACAAGAGUAAUGAUGACAGAGGCUAGUACGAAUAUAAAAAAUGCAGUGAAAUACUACGGCGAAGGCAUUCACACUGGUGCUCAUAUUCCAUUCAAUUUGGCUCUCAUCGCGGAUCUAGACAAAGACUCAGACGCUAGGGACAUUAAGUACGCGGUUGAUAGAUGGCUCACGUACAAACCUUUGAAGAAACAAGCCAACUGGGUGACUGGAAAUCACGACAAGAGCCGAGUAGCAUCAAGGUUCAGGCCCGAACUAGUGGAUGCUUUCAACAUGCUCGUUCUAUUACUACCUGGGAUUGCUAUCACCUACAUGGGCGAAGAAAUAGGAAUGGUAAAUGGAUUCGUGCCGUGGAGCGAGACGAAGGAUCCUCAAGCCUGCAAUACGGACGACCCCGUUAAUUUCAUCGAAGUGUCCCGCGACCCCGUCAGGACCCCGUUCCAGUGGAGCAGCGGAAAACACGCAGGAUUUUCAGCUGCUGAUACGACAUGGUUGCCGGUAGCAGAAGGUUUUGAACAAUUGAAUGUAGCCGCUCAGAGAUCUGCAGUACGUUCUCAUUACCAAGUUUAUCGAACUCUGACCAAUUUGCGCAUACGACCGGCAUUUAGACUCGGCAGAUUCGAGUCCUUGGCACUGAAUAGCGACGUGUAUGCUUUUAAAAGAUGGUACAAUGAUGACACCUACAUCGUUGUUAUGAAUGUUGGAAAAGUGUACCACGUGGUCAAUCUGACUGCUUUUGACUUGAUAUUUGGCCAGUUAGAAGUUGAGGCUAGCAGUGUACUCUCUUCCAGAACCUAUAGUGAUAGCGUGCAAGCUAAUUACUUGGAUUUGGCAGCUGAUGAAGCCCUGGUACUUAGAAUGCAGGUUUGA
This is a messenger RNA of Spodoptera littoralis (African cotton leafworm), 1770 nucleotides long. Lineage: Eukaryota; Metazoa; Arthropoda; Insecta; Lepidoptera; Noctuidae. The record is from the annotation of a GenBank genome assembly.